UUGCUUUUUGAGUGGAGCACCUCCUCAAAACUACAACACACAUUUCACGUUGUCGGCUGUUGUCGUUGAGAGCUUUUCAUUGGCCUUGUUUGGAAAUAUUUAUUAUCCAAAAUAUAUCAGAGGGUGCAGAUGGCGUCUGACAUCAGUCAGGAAGAGUGGGACUUUUCAGACUUGUUUCUCCAUUAUCCCCCUGGUGAGGAUUUCUCUGCUGGCCAGAACCCAGAUGAUGCCGAGCAGCCCACCCUACUGGAGGACAACCAUCACGCUGCAUUCAUUAAGGAAGCCCCCUCGAAUUGCCCAGCUGAAGAAAGCUCAUCGGACGCGGUGUUUGACUCCACGGGCCUGGUGACAACACCAGGAAUCAUCCCGGCUCCCAGCCCCAGGAUUGAGAUCACCCCAUCGGGGGAUUCUAUCACCACUCAGGCCUUAAAGCCGAGCCCUGGCUCCAAAGCCCUCGGAGCCUACCGGGAGUGUGCAAGCCCAGCUAGUAGCAACUCCUCCACAGGCUGGCCUGCAGAUGGAUGCUCUCCAUCAGCCUCUCCAUGCAUUUCCCCUUCAAACAGAGGCGCAUGUGCCACGGAGUUGUCCACCCUGGAUCUCUGCCCCUUUCUCCAAGGUAUCCAAACAUCUUCCACCCACUCCUCUCCAGGUACGAGCUUCACCGAUGAGCUCUUCCUUCUGCCUCAGCACCAAGUCACCCCCUCACCACUUAUCCACCGGCGCUGCCGCUCUGUGUCGCCACAAGGCAAGCGCACCCACGAUCAGGUCCUCCCUUGUCCAGGGGCCUCUCCUGUCAAACAACGCUCCCGGAGCCCGAGCCCAAUCCCGUCGCCCUACAACCUGUUGGGCUCCUACCCCCUCCACCAGAGCCGGGCUCAAGGCCAGCACCAGACCCAAGUUCAGGCCUCUGAGUUGGGCCCAGAGGACAAAGUCAGCAUCCUCAGCUUAUCUCAAGAAGCGGUGCAAGGUGCACAUCGGGCAAACCCAAGACCAGAUUGCAUGUACAGAGAGGGUCAUGAGUUGGAGAGGGUCGGCAGGGUAGGAGCUGAAGUCAUGUCCGGCGGCUUCUGUGUACUCCCAACUUCGUGGCCUCCUGAUCCAGUCCAUUUUGGAGCAUUAGGUGGUCUUUCCUUGGCACCACUACCCUCUUUAGAGUGGCCAUUGCCCAGUCAGUCCAGUCAGUACGAGCUGAUGAUCAAGACGCAGCCAAGGUCUCACCACAGGGCUCACUACGAGACCGAGGGCAGCCGUGGACCUGUCAAGACAUCAAACGGCGGGCAUCCCGAAGUCCAGCUCCACGGUUAUCGAGGCACGGCCCCGCUGGGCCUGCAGGUCUUCAUCGGGACGGCCGACGAGAGGCUGCUCAAACCGCACGCCUUUUACCAGGCGCACCGCAUCACCGGGAAGACCGUGACCACGCCAACCAUGGAGAGGAUGGUCAACGGGACCAAAGUGUUGGAAAUCCCUCUCCAGCCAAAAAACAACAUGAGAGUGGUGAUCGACUGCGUCGGCAUCCUGAAGCGGAGAAAUGCCGACAUCGAGCUGAGGAAUGGCGAGACUGACGUGGGACGCAAAAACACCCGCGUGCGCUUGGUGUUUCGCGUUCACGUACCACAACCUGGAGGCCAGUUGGUGUCACUUCAAGUGGCCUCCCAUCCUAUUGAAUGCUCUCAGCAUUCAGCUCACGAGAUCCCUUUGGUCAAGUCGCAGAACCUGGACCGAUGUUCCGUACUUGGUGGACAACCAAUGGUCCUGACUGGGCAGAGCUUUUCUUACGACUCCAGAGUGAUGUUCUCAGAGAGGACACAAGACGGCCAACAAAUCUGGGAGGUGGAGGCAAGUGCGGACCGAGAAAAAAGCCCAUCUAAUAUGCUGCUGGUUGAGGUCCCUCCAUAUCGAGACCGGACCAUUUGUCAUCCAGUCAAAGUCAACUUCUAUGUUGUCAAUGGGAAGAAGAAGCGCAGUGAACCGCAGCACUUCAUCUACACCCCCAUCAUAGCCAUUAAAACGGAGCCACCUGAUGAUUGGCAGCUGAAUUUGUGUGAUUAUUCCGACACACAACUUCGGUCUGACGCAAGAGUGAAGUCACUCUUCCAUCGGUUGGAGAAGGAGAGCAAUCUUCCCCCAUUCGGUGUGCUGGCAUCAGAUCCAUUGGAUUACCAACCAGUCUUUUACCAGUCAAGGGCAGGAAAUCUAAUCAACAACCCAGACCUUUACCACCCUACAAACCAGCUUUAUUGUCACAGCUAUGCUGCCACCGUAAAUGGUGCCAUUCUUAAAGCAUCAAACCCCGCCAACAUCCAUGCCUCAGUCCAUCUCCCUCACGGUUCUGAUGUCAAAACGGCAACGGAGAAACUGAGUCAAGGCCCUCAGGUCAUACAAACAUUCCAGGCCUACUCAUCUACAAGACAUCAAAGUUCUGUGCAAAAUGUGUCAUCUCUAGAAAAGUCGCCACCUUCCGUAUUUGUCCAAGGUGACAUUCGUGGGAAGUCUUUAACCCAGACGGGCUCAAACGGAGCCGACCAAGAAGCUCGGACUCAGGAGAGAGUUACAAUCAAACAGGAGGACCUCAGCUGUGUCAACCUGGAAGACGUGAAUGACAUCAUACGAAGGGACCUGAGAGACCAUCAAAGUGACGCUGGUGGCCUGCAGUAUCCAAGACUCUAAGAGGAACAACAACAACAACUCAGGAUCACGACAUAAUCGAGAAAAAAUAAAUCCCACUCGUCACCUACA
Phyllopteryx taeniolatus (common seadragon) is the source of this 2736-nucleotide messenger RNA. Its product is annotated as nuclear factor of activated T-cells, cytoplasmic 2. The record is from RefSeq and is a predicted model, not a curated record. NCBI's taxonomy places the organism in Eukaryota, Metazoa, Chordata, Actinopteri, Syngnathiformes, Syngnathidae. Gene Ontology annotation, cellular component: transcription regulator complex. The transcript has 10 exons. Gene Ontology annotation, biological process: cytokine production; regulation of transcription by RNA polymerase II; calcineurin-NFAT signaling cascade. The coding region runs from base 130 to 2667 and encodes 845 amino acids. Gene Ontology annotation, molecular function: transcription factor binding; DNA-binding transcription factor activity, RNA polymerase II-specific; RNA polymerase II cis-regulatory region sequence-specific DNA binding.